AUGCGCACCCGCAAAGAAAAGCCCAUCUUCCGCGGCCUGACCAUCGCCGCGGUCGGCAGCCUCGGCGGCAGCGCCCAGUGGUCCGACACCAACAUCGCGCGCUGGGUCGGGCUGCGGGAGGGCCGGUUUGUGAGGGACGGUGUGGGUGUGGGCGUCGUCGCUGGGGGUGGGAGUCUGAGUGUGGGUGUAGGUGAGGGGGGAGAUGGGGGCGGGGAUGGGGAUGGGGAGGUGACGCAUGUGGUUUGUACGGGGGAGGAGUUUAGGCGGGCGGGGAGGUUGGACCUUUACCAUCUUUACCGCGACCGGACGUUCUUUCAAUACGAGGUGGUGCUGACUAGAGACGACGAGGAUGCUGGAAUCCAGGGGGAGCGGUAUAUCCUUUCGAUCUUUGAAUCCAACAACGCCAGCCCGCACCUCUACUGGUUUGUGGUCAAGUACUACAAGAAAAAGGGCGACACACAGGCUAAGAUACACCGUCCGAGCCACUCCCCGGGGAUCUUUGCCCGCGAGUUUGCCUUGUUUCGGUCCUUCUUCCGGAUGAAGACCGGCAUACCCUGGAUGCAGCGACUCGUCAAGGCGGGGACCACGGGGAAUCGCGUCUUUCAAUAUCAGCCGCCGACUGGAGGCAAGCCUGUCGGCUGGGCUCCGAAGGAGUACAUCCCAACUGAAGUUCCCAACAACGCUGUCAUGGCUGAUGUUGAAGUAAACACCACAGCUUCUGUCCCCGCAAGCGCAAACGGCAACGGCAACGGAAACGGCAUCGACAGCGCCAACCUCAAGACUCGGCCGACCAUCGUCACAUGUCCAAGCGCUCCCGCCUCUCACCGUCAAUCACCCUCGCUUAUCACCCCGGCACGCUCGCCACAACCCAACCAAACCAUGACGGUCAAUCCCCUGCCCUCCCAAGACGAAACCAAGGCCCAGCACAAUCCCACCGCCUCUUCGUCAGGGACGGCGCCCGCGUUGGGUUGGCCCACCGGAGUUGAUCUCCCUGGGGCGGGCAACACAAACACAGUCUGCGCUCUCUGA
Messenger RNA from Chaetomium globosum CBS 148.51, 1029 nucleotides. RefSeq lists its product as uncharacterized. Lineage: Eukaryota; Fungi; Ascomycota; Sordariomycetes; Sordariales; Chaetomiaceae. The record is from RefSeq and is a predicted model, not a curated record. The transcript is spliced from 4 exons. The coding region runs from base 1 to 1029 and encodes 342 amino acids.